Messenger RNA from Pangasianodon hypophthalmus (striped catfish), 2046 nucleotides. RefSeq names its product lactamase, beta (gene lactb). The transcript has 6 exons. Bases 152 to 1795 code for a protein of 547 amino acids. The record is from RefSeq and is a predicted model, not a curated record. Lineage: Eukaryota; Metazoa; Chordata; Actinopteri; Siluriformes; Pangasiidae.
AUCAAAAUCAGUAACCCAUAAUCCAUUUUGGCAACAUGUAUUGUCUCUAGCUUCACGUAUGCUAGCUUCCUCCAUGCCCGUGAAUAUUUAUAUUUACAUACCUGUAAGCAGAGUGUAGAGUGUCACGUUUAGUUUUUAUCUGAGCAUAGCCAUGUCCCGGUUGUUAAGCUUGUCCCCGGCGGUUAUUUGCUCCAGGUGUAAACACUGUCCUCAGAACAGCGGCUCUUUCUCCUGGUGGUCUGCGGCUCGUGUGAAGCAGGAGAGUCAGCUGCUCGCUGGAAGAGUGCCACAGCACAGGACCCUGACGCUAACACGGAGGACUUUCCACUCUAAUAAUGGUGGAAAACGACAUUUUUGGGCACUGGGCAUCGGGACAGGGUUUCUGUUAGCUCUGGGGCUGAAGUAUCACGUUUAUAGUCGUGAGCGUUGUGAGUGUGAGAAAUCGGUAAACUUUCACAGUAGCUCCAAAUACAGGGCGGCCAUAGAAACCAGCCGCGACCUCCUCCAGCGGAUAAAGGUACAGGAUGAAGUUGGAGCUCCUGGCAUACUCAUUGGAGUUUCUGUAGAUGGCACUCAAGUGUGGGGUGAUGGCUUAGGGUAUGCUGAUUUGGAGAACAGAGUACCCUGUGGUGUGGGCACUGUGAUGAGGAUUGCCAGCGUCAGUAAAUCUCUGACUGCAACUGCUGUUGCUCGAGUGUGGGAAGACGGCAGGCUGGAUCUAGACGCUCCCGUCCAAAAAUAUGUGCCCGAAUUCCCUGAAAAACAGUUUGAGGGAAAGAAUGUCACAAUAACUCCACGACUGCUGCUGUCUCACCUGAGUGGUAUCCGUCACUAUGAAAAAGAUCCCAAGAAAGUGAGAGAAGAGAAAGAGAAAGCAAAACGUCUACUGAAGCCUCCAGAGAAAAAAGAGAAAAAAGAAGAAAAAGGUUCUGGUGAGACCGAAGAAAAACCCACACAGCAGGACGACAGAAUGAAAAGCAAAGAUGGAAAGCAUGGCAAAAAGAAGAAAGAGUUUGAGCAUGGGGAGUACUACCUGAAAGACAGCUUCGAGGGCGUUGUCCAGGCCUUAGACCUGUUCAAGGAUGAUCCACUUAUUUUCGAGCCAGGCACUACAUUCUUAUACUCUACUCAUGCGUUCACCCUGCUGAGUGCUGUUCUGGAGCGAGCAGCAGGUCAGCGCUUCCUGGACCUCAUGAUGAACAUGUUCCGCGAAUUGGGCAUGCUCAACACUGUGGCAGACGAGAACGACCCCAUUAUCUACAACAGAUCCAGGUAUUACCAUUGCAAUAAAAAGGGGCGCAUUGUGAACUGCCCCUAUGUGGACAACUCUUAUAAGUGGGCUGGAGGAGGCUUUCUGUCCACAGUUGGUGAUCUGCUGCUUUUUGGCAAUGCCAUGCUCUAUAGCUAUCAGCUAGUGGACAUGACUGACACGAGCGGCCUCCUGCCAGGCUUCCUCAAACCCCACACAGCUAAAGCUCUGUGGGCUCCUGUGGAUAAAACUGAGGCUUCAUGGGAUAAAGAUGGCCGAUAUGCUCAGGGCUGGCUGGUGGUGGAGAAGCAGCAGAAGUACGGGCAGUGUCGCAUGCGCAGGCACUACGUCUCACACACGGGAGGCGCUGUAGGUGCGAGCAGUGUAUUACUGGUGUUACCCAGUGACAGUCUAAAGACUCCAGGACAGAGAAUGACUCCUCCUCAGGGGGUUGUAGUGGCCAUCAUGACAAAUAUGCAGUCUGUAGGACUCAAUAGCACUGCACUGAAGAUUGCACAUGAGUUUGAGAAAGCCAGAGACAGCUAAAGUGGGAGUAGUACAUGUCAGGGUAUGAUUUAUGUGAUUCAUAUGUGUCUUUUAUAGAUUUCAUAUCAUAAUGCGUGAUACUGUGUACUUUGUUUACAGUGUGGAGAUAUGAAUGUGAGUGAACUGCACACACACAGUGUACAGUGUAAAUCACACUUUGCAUUUCUUUAUAUUGUGAGACCGAUUUUAGUAUCUUUUUAUGUGAAUUGCACAGUAUAUUGUAUAAAUAAAUAAUUGCAAAUUUUGCCUUA